Molecule: messenger RNA, 603 nt
Organism: Prunus armeniaca (apricot)
Lineage: Eukaryota; Viridiplantae; Streptophyta; Magnoliopsida; Rosales; Rosaceae
Source: the annotation of a GenBank genome assembly
AUGAGCAAUGUUGAAAGACAAAUUGCUCGCCAAAAGUCCGCAACCCAAAAAAUUCAAUUUGGAGAGAAGAAAAACGACAAGAAGUCUACGAAAGGAGAGUCAAAAGAAAAUGAAAAAGGCCAAAGCAAAGAUCCACCCAAAAAGCUCACUCUUAAAGAACGCAAAGAGGUCAAAUAUUCUUUUGACGAUGAUGUUGUAGAAGAAAUCUUUGAUCAAUUUUUGGCCUCCAAAGCUAUUACUCUGUCCGAAUCAAAGCGUCCUACUAAGGCCAACAAGACAAAUGACCCUAGAUAUUGUCGGUAUCAUCGCCUUGUCAGUCAUACGCUCAAGGAUUGUUAUAUCUUGAAGGACAAAAUCCAAGAGCUCCUCAACAAUGGCGGUUUAGAGAUAGACUCUUCUUCCCAACAUCAUUCAGCUGCGGCAAAUAUGAUAGAAGAAAAGCUCACACCCAUCACUGCAUUACUAGAUGGAGUGAAAUUUGCAGGUAUUAAUUCCGAUAACGAGGGCACAAUCGUACAUGUUUGUCUGAAGGCACCGCAGUCUAAUAAUCUUCAAAUUCCUACUCUUCAUGAGCUCAUGGCUGCAUCCAGUCUAGAGAUAUGA